GCUGGGGCCCAGGCGGUUGCGGAGCCUAGCGCAGCGGACAGCCGGACCGCCCCAGCCCGGCCGACCAUGAACUCGGGACGCGAGCCCCGAACACCCCGGACACUCUUAAGCAUCGCAGACAUCCUAGCCCCGCGCAUGGUCCCCCGAGCACCCUCUGCGCCGCAGCUUCCAGAGUCGGGUCCGGAUCCAACGUCGCCGCUGUGCGCGCUGGAGGAGCUGACUAGUAAAACUUUCCGCGGACUUGACGCGCGCGCUCUGCAGCCCUCUGAAGGGCGGGCAGCCCCGGACGCGCUGGGCCCUGGUCCCUCCGGCCGCAAACGGCGCAAGUCACGCACUGCGUUCACCGCGCAACAGGUGCUGGAGCUGGAGCGGCGCUUCGUCUUCCAGAAGUACCUGGCGCCGUCCGAGCGAGACGGGCUAGCUACGCGACUCGGCCUGGCCAACACGCAGGUUGUCACUUGGUUCCAGAACCGGCGAGCCAAGCUCAAGCGCGACGUGGAGGAGAUGCGCGCCGACGUCGCCUCGCUACGCGCGUUGUCCCCGGAAGUCCUGUGCAGCUUAGCACUGCCCGAGGGCGCUCCAGAUCCCGGCCUCUGCCUCGGCCCUGCCGGCCCUGACUCCCGGCCCCACCUGUCAGACGAGGAGAUACAGGUGGACGAUUGAAGACAAAGCCGCCGCCAAUCCUGGGCUCUGGGGCCCUGGACUCCUCACCUCGCGCUCUGCCUCCGGCCAGAGUUCCAGGGUGGAGGAAGGAGGUCCACUUGGGCCUCUUCCGGCCUACAGUCCAGACGCUCACCUUUCCCGGUUUUUUUGUAAGUUUAUUUUGUUGUCUGAGACAGGGCCUCGCUCUGUCGCCCAGGCUGGAGUGCCGUGGAGCGAUCACCGCUCACUGCAGCCGUGACCUCCUGGGCUCAAGCGAUCCUCCUGCCUCAACCUCCUGACUAGCUGGGAUUACAGGCGUGCAGCACCACCCCAGGCUAAUUUAAAAAACUUUUUUUUUUAGAGAGGAGGUCCGCUAUGUUGUCCAGGCUACUUUCCCAAUAUUUGAGAAUAAAGUCGAGACUCUGCCGCA
Messenger RNA from Gorilla gorilla gorilla (western lowland gorilla), 1072 nucleotides. It is a transcript of the gene LBX2, whose product is annotated as ladybird homeobox 2. Gene Ontology annotation, molecular function: DNA-binding transcription factor activity, RNA polymerase II-specific; sequence-specific double-stranded DNA binding. Gene Ontology annotation, biological process: regulation of transcription by RNA polymerase II. The coding region runs from base 67 to 663 and encodes 198 amino acids. The transcript has 2 exons. Lineage: Eukaryota; Metazoa; Chordata; Mammalia; Primates; Hominidae. The record is from RefSeq and is a predicted model, not a curated record. Gene Ontology annotation, cellular component: nucleus.